Messenger RNA from Propithecus coquereli (Coquerel's sifaka), 1525 nucleotides. It is a transcript of the gene P2RX1, whose product is annotated as purinergic receptor P2X, ligand gated ion channel, 1. Gene Ontology annotation, cellular component: plasma membrane; nuclear inner membrane. Gene Ontology annotation, molecular function: extracellularly ATP-gated monoatomic cation channel activity; purinergic nucleotide receptor activity; ATP binding. The record is from RefSeq and is a predicted model, not a curated record. Gene Ontology annotation, biological process: response to ATP; monoatomic cation transmembrane transport. The transcript is spliced from 12 exons. Lineage: Eukaryota; Metazoa; Chordata; Mammalia; Primates; Indriidae. Bases 277 to 1476 code for a protein of 399 amino acids.
GGGAAUUUAUUUGUCCACAGGCGCGGCUGGCCUGCAGUCCAUUGCCUUCCAGGGGCCAAGAGCUGCUCUGACCACCCAAGGAUCCUCUCUCCCAACCCAAGUCCUCCAACUGAUGUCCAACUGCUGCCCUCUGGCCCCACCUGCCCUGCCCUGCUCUUCCUAAGGGGCCAGGAAGCCCCCAGAAGCUCCACUGUCGACCUGAGUGUUGGCGCCCCGCUCACCCUGAGAGCGGAGGCCACACAGGGGGCUCAGUUCUGAGCCCCAGCCAGGCCCACCAUGGCACGGCGGCUCCAGGAUGAGCUGGCUGCCUUCUUCUUUGAGUACGACACUCCCCGAAUGGUGCUCGUGCGCAACAAGAAGGUGGGCGUUGUCUUCCGACUGAUCCAGCUCGUGGUUCUGGUCUACGUCAUCGGGUGGGUGUUUGUCUACGAGAAGGGCUACCAGACGUCCAGUGGCCUCAUCAGCAGCGUAUCUGUGAAGCUCAAGGGCCUGGCGGUGACCCGGCUCCCGGGCCUCGGCCCCCAGGUCUGGGACGUGGCUGACUACGUCUUCCCCACCCAGGGAGACGGCUCCUUUGUGGUCAUGACCAACUUCAUCGUGACGCCACAUCAGUUUCAAGGCCACUGCGCAGAGCACCCGGAGGGGGGCCUGUGCAGGGAUGACAGUGGCUGCACCCCUGGGAAGGCAGAAAGGAAGGCCCAAGGCAUCCGCACGGGCAAGUGUGUGGCCUUCAAUGACACUGUGCAGACAUGUGAGAUCUUCGGCUGGUGCCCCGUGGAAGUGGAUGACAAUGUCCCGCGCCCUGCCCUUCUGCGAGAGGCCGAGAACUUCACUCUCUUCAUCAAGAACAGCAUCAGCUUUCCACGCUUCAAGGUCAACAGGCGCAACCUGGUGGAGGAGGUGGAUGCUGCCUACAUGAGGACGUGCCUCUAUCACAAGACCCUGCACCCUCUGUGCCCUGUCUUUAAGCUGGGCUAUGUGGUGCAAGAGUCGGGCCAGGAUUUUAGCGCCCUGGCUGAGAAGGGUGGAGUGGUCGGCAUCACUAUCGACUGGCACUGUGACCUGGACUGGCAUGUGCGACACUGCAAACCCAUCUACCAAUUCCAUGGGCUGUAUGAGGAGAAAAAUCUGUCUCGAGGCUUCAACUUCAGGUUUGCCAGGCACUUCAUGGAGAACAGGACCAACUACCGUCACCUCUUCAAAGUGUUUGGGAUUCGCUUUGACAUCCUGGUGGAUGGCAAGGCAGGGAAGUUUGAUAUCAUCCCCACAAUGACCACCAUCGGCUCUGGGAUUGGCAUUUUUGGGGUGGCUACGGUUCUCUGUGACCUGCUGUUGCUCCACAUCCUGCCCAAGAGGCACUACUACAAGCAGAAGAAGUUCAAAUACGCAGAGGACAUGGGGCCAGGGGUGGGCGAGCGAGACCAUGCAGCCACGAGCUCCACCCUGGGCCUGCAGGAGAACAUGAAGACAUCCUAACCCUCCAGCCCUGGCUCCUGGCUGGAUGCAGUGCGAGGCUUCAGGCUGG